GGGGUGUAGAUCCUCGACUUGUAAGUUCUGUCGGGGAGCUGGAUUAAUUUACGUCGUAGUCGAAAUGUUGCUCCACGAUCGUUUAUUAUUGGCCGCAUUGGCCAUCUUUUCGCUUUCUACUGGCACUUUUGCGGCAUCGCAAUCGUCCGCAAUAAAAGAACUUUCGCAGGUUGUGAUCUACACUCCGCCUUCCACUUACACGGACCCGAGAGUUCUGUAUGCGCGCACAGCGCAACUCCCGAAUGACGAUAUCCUAGCAACUUGGGAGAAUUAUAGCCCGGAACCCCCUCCGGUAUACUUCCCCAUCUAUCGAUCUAGCGAUAAAGGCGCCACGUGGACGAAGAUCUCUCAAGUCGAGGACCAAGGAUACGGAUACGGAUUACGGUACCAGCCAUUCCUCUAUGUGCUGCCAGAGGAUUUCGCAGGUUACAAGAAAGGGGAUGUGCUACUAGCCGGUUCGUCGAUCCCGACAGACCUCUCGAAGACUCAACUUGAUAUCUAUGCAUCUUCGGACAGCGGCAAAACCUGGAAAUUCCUCAGCCAUGUUGCUGCCGGAGGCGAAGCCAGGCCGAACAAUGGCUUGACUCCUGUCUGGGAGCCAUUCUUGCUACUUCAUAACGGCAAGCUUAUUUACUAUUACUCAGACCAGCGAGACGCGAAACACGGCCAGAAGAUGGUCCACCAAACUACCACUGACUUGCGCAACUGGGGUCCCGUAGUCGACGAUGUGGCUUAUCCUACAUACAGCCAACGUCCGGGAAUGCCAUCAGCAGCAUUACUCCCGAACGGCCAAUACAUCUUCACGUACGAGUACGGCGGAGGCCCGAACCCAGCAAACUCGGGUUCCUUCCCGGUCUACUACCGCCUCUCCAGCGAUCCCGAGAAAUUUAACAGUGCGACUCAUCAUGUUUUGAGGACUACCGAUGGUACGGUUCCAACCGGCUCGCCAUAUGUCGUAUGGUCCUCAGCCGGCGGUGAGAAUGGAACGAUCAUCGUGUCUUCGGGGUGCUGUUCUGAAAUCUACAUCAACAAGGUGCUAGGAGCUGAAAAUGCGUGGAACAAGGUAUCGACGCCGGAGGGAGCUUCGUAUACCAGGUCUCUACAUGUCUUCCAGGAGGAUCCCGAGUCUCUUCUGAUUGCGGGAGGGGGUCAUUUACCCCCGAGCACAACUAAUAAGGUCACUAUUAGUGUGAUGAAUGUCCCAUGAUCAUUUAGCACUAGGAGAAUUAUAAUUUAAUAUUAACGCUCGAUGCAAUAGCUAGCGUCCACGAUAAAAUCGUAUAGAUAUAGUUCUACUUGAUAUUAG
Molecule: messenger RNA, 1306 nt
Organism: Daldinia vernicosa
Lineage: Eukaryota; Fungi; Ascomycota; Sordariomycetes; Xylariales; Hypoxylaceae
Product: glycoside hydrolase family 93 protein
Exons: 1
Coding region: 65-1207 (380 amino acids)
Source: RefSeq, a predicted model, not a curated record